Molecule: messenger RNA, 2329 nt
Organism: Neltuma alba
Lineage: Eukaryota; Viridiplantae; Streptophyta; Magnoliopsida; Fabales; Fabaceae
Exons: 12
Coding region: 89-1993 (634 amino acids)
Source: RefSeq, a predicted model, not a curated record
AAUCCUUGCUCAUUUGGGUCUCUGUACUGCUGCGCCAUUCUCAUCUCGAGUUCUUUCUGCUUAUCCAUCGCUUCUUAAGUUUUUGGGAAUGGGGCUUGACGGGGUCGGAGAAAAUAAAAUGGUGGGACUGAGAUUGACUCAAACUCACAAGCGUUCAAAGAGUUUUCCUGACAAGAAGAAAGUCGAGGAGGAUAAUCCAGAUAAUCAUAUUGAGGCCUCAGAUAGAACGAAGCUGGAUAUCGGAUACCUCACCGAUUGUACAAAAUCUACGAGAAAACAAAACCCUCCACGUGAAGUCCAAAAUAAUCUGAAGCAAGAGAUUCUAGACCUUGAGAGAAGGCUACAACACCAGUUUGAGGUGCGAUGCACAUUGGAAAAGGCUCUUGGAUACAGGCCUUCAUCUCUUCAAAGUUCAAAUGACGUGAUAAUGCCCAAGCCAGCUACAGAAUUAAUUAAGGAAAUUGCACUGCUAGAGCUGGAAGUUGUAUAUCUGGAACAACAUCUUCUCUCCUUGUACCGCAAAGCAUUUGAUCAACAAUUAUCUUCCGUAUCUCCAUCUACCAAGGAGGAAAAAGUAAAAGCUUCUUCAGUAACACCUAAGGCAAGAGUCAUUGAAGUUUGUGAUCACGAGAUCUUAUCCAAAAGAGGAUGUUCUGCCAUACAAUCUGAUAUUCAUAAGCUUGAGACUCCAGGAAAGGAAUAUAGUAUACAAUCCAAUGGACAUGAGCACGACGCUCAAGGAAAAGGACAUAAUGGAAAUGGACUAGAAAAGCUAUUAGAUUCCGGGGUGUAUCGUUGCCAUUCCUCAUUAUCUCACUAUUCAGCAUUUGCAACUAGAACAUCUCCUCCAGCAGAACCUCUAGAUAAAUCUUUGCGCGCUUGUCAUUCACAACCAUUGUCCAUGAUGGAGUAUGCCCAAACGGCAUCAUCAAAUGUAAUUAGCCUGGCAGAACAUCUCGGCACUCGCAUAUCUGAUCAUAUCCCGGAUACACCUAAUAGGCUUUCUGAAGAAAUGGUCAAAUGCAUAUCAGCUAUAUAUUGCAAGCUUUCAGACCCAUCUUUGACGCAACCUGGCCUUUCAUCCCCUACUUCAUCCUUGUCAUCAAUGAGCGGCUUUUCUCUGGGAGAUCAAGGUGAUAUAUGGAGUCCGGGGUUCAAGAACAAUUCCUCUUUUGAUGUACGGUUAGACAACCCUUUCCAUGUCGAAGGGCUCAAGGAGUUUAGUGGACCGUACAGCACCAUGGUUGAAGUGUCAUGGAUUUAUAGAGAGAGUCAGAAAUUGGGUGACACGGAGCUGCUGCUCCAGAACUUCAGGUCACUUAUCUGUCAAUUGGAAGACGUGAAUCCUGGGAAGUUGAAUCAUGAGGAGAAGCUAGCUUUUUGGAUCAACAUACACAAUGCUUUGGUGAUGCAUGCAUUUUUGGCUUAUGGGAUUCCGCAAAACAAUGUGAAGAGGCUAUUUCUUCUCUUGAAGGCUGCAUACAAUGUUGGGGGUCAGACUGUUAGUGCAGACACAAUACAGAGUGCCAUCCUUGGAUGCCGGCUCUCUCGCCCUGGACAGUGGCUCCGGGUGUUCUUUUCCCCAAGGACAAAAUUCAGGGCUGGAGAUGGACGACAAUCAUACGCAAUAGAGCAUCCUGAGCCUCUUUUACACUUUGCACUCUGCUCAGGAAACCAUUCUGAUCCGGCGGUGCGUGUGUUUACACCAAAAAGAGUGUUUCAAGAGCUGGAAGUUGCGAAGGAUGAGUACAUUCGAGCGACCUUUGGAGUGCGGAAGGACCAGAAGAUCCUUCUACCAAAGCUUGUAGACACAUUUGCCAAGGAAUCAGGAUUGUGCUCUGCUGGUGUUAUGGAAAUGAUCCAACAGUCUCUGCCCGAAUCUCUUCGGAAGAGCAUCAAGAAAUGUCAGGUUGCAAAAUCAAGAAAGAGCAUAGAAUGGAUUCCACACAACUUUACUUUCCGAUAUCUUAUAUCCAAGGAACUGGUGAAAUGAUGGCCGAAUUUCAUUAGUUUCCAAUGCGACUGACAAUCCGCAUUGUUUGCUCUAUGUAUUUAUUCUUUUGUACAAAGUAGAUAUAUAGGGUAGCGUUGACAUCACAAUCGGAUAUUGCGUGCGUAUAAUGUCUUCCCAUGUCACAGAAGUAUCUGUAUUGACUAUUGAGUAGUUUGUUAAAAUCGAGAGAUUCUGCCGUGAGCAGUGUAAAUGAGCUGUUUCUAUAAUCAAAUGUCUUCCGACUGGGUACGUUAUUGUUGACUGUUUGUAGAUUAUCACGGUUAUAACUUGGUUAGGAAGCGUUGGAAGUGACUAAAGGGGUCAGCACAAUUUGGG